AGCGUUUGUUCAGGGGUGACAAACUUCCGCGGUACACCGCGUCAGACCGAGAAGCGUUUUAUUUUUGUUGUCGAGAGUUUUGGCAGGCUGGCUGGCUUAGCUUUGCGUACGCGCUGCAGCGUUUCUGCUUUUCGUUACUACUUUGUGUUCAGAGGCGACCUGAAACGGGAGUUUUUUAGGCUUUAAACGGCGGAGGACGCGCGCGCUUGGAGCUGCAGUGCUCUGGUGUUUGGUCCUUUUAUAUUCCCAUGGAAGACCUGGAUGUAACUGCAGCUGCAGAUUGACAUGGAACAACAUGCAUGGCAUUGAUUGACAUGAUAGCUUUCUCUUCUCCUCUCACAGUAUUAUGAGUCCCACAUGAAAUCGUUUGGUGUAAACUGGAUUUAAAGCCCCUUAAUCCGCUUUGUGGUCCCGAAAAUGUCAUUUUCUCUAAACUUGUCAUUUUUAAACUUCACUUCUCCAUCCCUCUUUUCAAGUUCCUCACCUCUCUAGCACACACCUGGGAUCUUGGAGAAAGUCCACUCACCUGUCAGUAAAGCUGCUGUUGGAAUGGGAAACCAUAUUGUUUCUGACCGCAACAACAAGAACAUGCCACUGGGCGAGGACAGCCAUUCCUGGAAAAAGAGGACCACGGACGUCAAGGAGCAGUAUGACUUCAAAGAAAUUCUGGGAACGGGAGCUUUCUCUGAAGUGGUAUUGGCGGAGGAAAAGAGGACCCACAAACUGGUGGCCAUUAAGUGCAUUCCAAAAAAAGCGUUAGAGGGCAAAGAAAACAGCAUUGAAAACGAGAUAGCAGUCCUGCACAAGAUUAAACACCCCAACAUCGUUUCUCUGGAGGACAUAUUUGAGAGUAAAUCCCACCUCUACCUCAUCAUGCAACUAGUGUCUGGAGGGGAACUCUUUGACCGGAUCAUUGAGAAGGGCUUCUACACAGAGAAGGAUGCUAGUAAGCUGAUUCAGCAGAUUCUGGAUGCUGUCAAAUACCUCCAUGACAUGGGCAUCGUGCACCGGGACCUCAAGCCAGAAAACCUGCUUUAUUACAGCAUGGAUGAAGACUCCAAAAUCAUGAUCAGUGACUUUGGUCUGUCUAAAAUCGAAGGUUCAGGCAGUGUGAUGUCCACAGCCUGUGGAACGCCUGGAUAUGUCGCUCCUGAGGUUUUGGCUCAGAAACCGUACAGUAAAGCAGUGGACUGCUGGUCCAUUGGUGUCAUAUCAUAUAUUCUCUUAUGUGGAUAUCCUCCUUUCUACGAUGAAAAUGAUGCCAAACUGUUCGAGCAGAUCCUGAAAGCAGAAUACGAGUUUGAUUCUCCAUAUUGGGACGAUAUCUCGGAUUCAGCUAAAGACUUCAUAGUGCAUCUCAUGGAGAAAGACUCAAACACGCGCUACACCUGUGACCAGGCUCUGCUGCACCCCUGGAUUGCUGGAGAUACUGCCCUGGAUAAGAACAUUCAUGAAUCUGUCAGUGCUCAGAUCAAGAAAAAUUUUGCAAAAAGCAAGUGGAAGCAAGCGUUCAAUGCCACUGCGGUGAUUCGCCAUAUGAGACGUCUCCAGCUGAGCACUGGCGGCGAAGCGCCCAACCCUUCCCUGCCUGGUGAAUACCCACCACACUUAUUGAUGGCAGAGGAGGGUGCAGAGGCUUGCUGUGAAGGCGGGUGUUCCCAGAAUGUCGAAGGUGCCGCAGACCCGAUGUCCAACUGCACCUACCGCUGCCACCCGGCCAGCAGUGUCUGAUCUGAGGCCCAGUAUGCGUACCCGUCUUUCAAUCCUGAGUAACUGUCAAAUUUUAUCCCCCUCGGUUAAACCAGAGGCACCAUCUCCUCCCCAACCUUAUCUGGCUAGGAGUACAGCGCAAUUCCAACCCGUCGCCUGCAGGGGGUGCAAGCACGUCGAGCCUGGGAGGGAAGAAGCUAUGAAAAGGGUUGAAUUGGUGGUGGAGGGAAACUUGAAGAGUUUAACGAUGAUGCAUCAUCAAAGAUCGUUUUUGUGAUGAGUUGAUGAAGAUGCUAAUGAAAGGGGAGGGCUGCUUCCCCCACAUCUGUACCGGGGGGGUUGCAAAAGGAGGGUGGAGCUUGAUGGACCUUGCUUUUUUUGUUUUCUUUUGUUAAUGCAGUCUGUUUUUUGUUUUUGUUUUUUUUACUUUCGGUUAUUUUUUUGGCCUCCUACUUUUGAGACUGUGAGGUGUAAAUCUGGAACUUGUGUCUGCAUGACAAUGAGAGUAUUUCCCACUGGAGGUUUUGUCCUUGAACGCACCGUCUCUGAGAUGAGCUGCAGCGGUGGACCGCGUUUGUUAGGUUUCAGCUGGUGAGGGGAAGGGUCACGUCUUCUAAAUAUAAAGUUCUACAUUCAAGUCUUUAAGUGGAUCACUUUUGACAAUCAGUGGCAAAAUAGUUCAUCAAUUUUAAGACUCUUGUUUGUUCCAUGUAGCCUCUCUUGUGUUGUUUUAGUGUUUCAUGUAGAAAAAAGCUUCUUCUUUCCAUUUUUCUAAAAAUCCUGAACUUGUUGAACUAGAGAUUUAUAUUUGUCUAAGGUGCCUUUUGGAUAUACAGUAUGAUGGUUAUUUUUGGUGACUGGUAGACUCUUAAAAAAGUGUUUUGACCACUUUAUUUUAUAUUUAUUAAUCUAUAAGUCAUUCUAUAUUAGUUCACAAUUGGAUACAUGUGAAGAACACAUGAAUAUGGGUUUUUUUUACCACCAAAAAAGGAUAAAACCAUGUAUGAUAUUAUGAGUCAAACAUUUGAAAUGGGUAAAUUAUCUAUCAUUUUUAAAGAGUGUUUAAAAACAAGCAUUUAUUUCCCUGAAGUCUUUGCUGACAUACUUUACUAAAAUCUAAAUGAGGGCAGUCCUUUAAAACAUUUUCUUCACUUGUAGCCUUCAAUUACAAAAAUGAUGAUUAGUGUCACACUUUAUGUUCAUUCACACCCAUUUCUAUAUUUGCUUUAUUUAUAUUUUCCUUACCACGGCUUUCAUACCUUUUAAAUCAACUUUAUGCAAAUGGAAGUGAACAAAUCUGUGCUUCAUGGUCUGUCAUCAUAGCAGGCUUGGUAGACUUCCUGCUCUCAAACAAGAUCUACUUAUGCUCUAAUGGAUCAUUCGUUUCUCUCUCGAAAAACAAAUGUGUUUAGUUCAGGCUGUUCAUGUGUUUUAACUUGGUUACUUACACAGCCUGAUGGUGUUAUGGGUACAAUGAGUCCAUUUGUUGUAAAAGAAGGUCGUUAUUUUACUAAAAUGUUACCCUUUAACAGAUUUAAAGCCUUUGGAGGAAGAGGUUUUUCAGAACCACUGAACGUGGACUGAAAGCUCAGUUCCUUUAGCAAAAUUGAUUGUGCUCCUUUAAAAUGUAUUUUAAGUUUCACAGGGCAGGUUCAUUUGGUGGUUAAUAAACUGUAUAGAGUGAUGUUGCUUUCUAAUUACAGGUGGCAUUGUUUUUUUUUUAUCUUUUAAAAAUGAUAUUUUUAUGAACUUUAGGCCGAUAAAUUACCCUUAAAACAUAAAAUAACAGUAAGGCUGUAAGGCAGACAUUUUUAAAUCCAUCACAAGAUUUAAUGGAAUAUCUCAUUUGAGGAGCCUUUCACCUAAUUUAAUUUUUUAAAUCAAAACUUUACAUUUUUUUGAUCCAACAGAGCAGUAUGUCUACUUCCUGAGUAAUUUCAUUUUAAUUUCCUCAUAGAUGAAAGUUACUUUAAAGACAAAUUUUGUCUUUAAAGUGCCUAAAUCAUGUUUUUCUUAAGCUUUUCAGAGUAAACUAUAUCCAUAUAGAUUCAAAGAUUUUUAUUGGCACUGUUUCCCUGCAACAAAAUUUUGGUGGCACUUAUUCAAAAAAGAUAAGGAUGAAAUUAUAUUAAACACUAAAAAAAGAUGUUUUUUUUCAUGCAAUAUUAGUUAUUUUCACAGCUCAUUGCCAUACCCGGAAGUAAGACAACUCGAUCUCUGAGGCUCCGCCCUUCUCUCCUUGUGGGUGCCGCCCAUUUUAUGACAUCCACCUAGAGCCAGCCUCAACAGCGUGUCUCCGUUUUGCCCAAGAAAGCAACAACAUCCGAACUGUUGCAAAGAUGGUUGUGCAUACUCUGCAGCGUGGACUCUUCCUGGAAGGGGCGGUUCCUCACUUUGUGAUGUCACAAUGUGAGAAGCCACUUGUUUUUGAGAGCGCAGGGUUUUAGAGGGAUACUCAGAAAUGUGUGAACGGAUCAAAAUUCUGCUUUGGGGUUGUUUUCUUUUGGGAAUAAUAAACAUUAUAAUACACUAAAAACUCAAAGUUGAUUUUGUAUGAUAUAAGCCUUUGAAAAACUGGCUUCUUCAGAAUUAUAAAUCAUUUCAGAGUAAGAAGAGUGACUUUGUCCUUUAGGGUGCUUCACAAAUGGGUGCUUUCCUGGCCUACCAUCAGUUUAGCAUUUCGACUUUUGCAUACAUUUUCCUUAAUAGAUGUUACCCUGCCUCCUCCUACAGCAAAAAGAAACAUUAAUUUUGAAAGGUUUGCAUUUGUAAUUUGGUUGGUUUGACCUGCUUCUAGAGAAUGAUCUGUAUAAAUGAACAUUUGUACCAUAAAUAUGCCUUUUAACAAUGUUUGGGCCUAUAGAACUGUAUCCACUGUAAACAAAGACGUUAAUGCACCAUGAACUCAUGAAAAGUGGCUGUUGCUUAGUGUGAAAGUCAGUGACUUGGAAAAUGUUUUGCUUGCUUGCUUGCUUGAAGCACAUUUGUCAGUGACUCAUACAUUAAAUGGAUCUCUAUGCAUUAA
Molecule: messenger RNA, 4735 nt
Organism: Oryzias latipes (Japanese medaka)
Lineage: Eukaryota; Metazoa; Chordata; Actinopteri; Beloniformes; Adrianichthyidae
Source: RefSeq, a predicted model, not a curated record